This is a messenger RNA of Metopolophium dirhodum (rose-grain aphid), 737 nucleotides long. RefSeq lists its product as uncharacterized. NCBI's taxonomy places the organism in Eukaryota, Metazoa, Arthropoda, Insecta, Hemiptera, Aphididae. The coding region runs from base 135 to 737 and encodes 200 amino acids. The transcript has a single exon. The record is from RefSeq and is a predicted model, not a curated record.
UGUUAUAGAAAUAAUUUGAAAUCCGUCAUUACAUGUUUAUCACUCAUUCGGGACAGUCGUAGACAUAUUAUUUCGUAAGAAAAACGGUUUGUGAUUUCUGUUUGCCUUUUAAACUUCGUAUAAACACGACUGAGAUGGAAGCCAACGUGGAAUCUUCAAGAUGCACACUGUCGCUUAAUUACGCCGAUGAGGGUCACUGCUUGAUUGACGCUUUGGACUUGGCCGGUUACCGCAAGAACACUACUGACAAGUUUCCGUUACGGCGCGGUAUUGCAGAGGGUUUUCGGUCGACGCCACAACUGACAACUGAUGACUCACCCGUGACCAACCCGGUAGUAAAGAUCGACUCACCACCAGAGCCACCUGUUCAUACAACUGCGGAGACACAGGACCAAACGGAAACGCUAAAAUACCCGCAGCAACGUUAUGGCCUUUCCUUGAUACACGCUUUAGACUUGGCUGUGGAUCGCAGGAUCGUCACAACGGUCGGGCUACAGUUACGGCCGCUGCGAGAACAUGCAGUCUUUUUCCGAUCUUCUGCAGAGCUCAGCAUUCGCUCGCCCGUAUACGGACCAGUGAAGUCUGUUUUACCGGUGGCAGCUGAAAUUCAGCCAAAUCCCGCAGGGCCUGACCGUCGCAGGUCAUUAUGGAAGAGGUCGAAAAGAUUCAUGUGGAAAUCCUUGGUCAACACUACACGCAUAAUAUGCUUCUGUCGGAGUUUUGUUGACCUGGAUUGA